Microstroma glucosiphilum is the source of this 3505-nucleotide messenger RNA. RefSeq lists its product as hypothetical. Bases 175 to 3228 code for a protein of 1017 amino acids. Gene Ontology annotation, biological process: stabilization of membrane potential; potassium ion transmembrane transport. Gene Ontology annotation, cellular component: membrane. Lineage: Eukaryota; Fungi; Basidiomycota; Exobasidiomycetes; Microstromatales; Microstromataceae. The record is from RefSeq and is a predicted model, not a curated record. Gene Ontology annotation, molecular function: potassium ion leak channel activity. The transcript has a single exon.
CACCAUGAUUUCGUCUAUGCUGAUGUUCCUCUUCCAUGACUGAAAGCAUCUGGGUAUCUUCACUCCUCCCUUCAUCGCCAUGACUUCCUUUCCUCCUUUGUCUUCAUCUUCGUCUUCUCUGACAACACUGCCUCAGUGUGGCCAAUAACACUCGUACAAAGCUCGCGUAAAGUCAUGCAGCCACACCUCACUCUCGAUACUGGCCAGGGCACUUCUGCCCCAGGUCCUUCUGCCACGGCCUCGACUGGAUCUAACAGCCCAUCACACGCACACCGGCGGUCUACUCCUCAUUUCCACGUCCCUGCACGAGGCUUUGCCAGGCGAGCGGUGCCCACCACUCCCACCAAGUCCGUCUCUUUCCAUACAGGCGAUGGAUCACCUCUCCAAACCGGCGGCUCCUCCCCCUCUUCCUUUCAGAGACGACGUCCUGUCCGCAGGUCAAACACUGCAGACAGCACCGCGAGCUCGCUGCGAGAUCCCUCCGAUGAUGAGGACGACGACGACACCACAGACUCGGAUGGGCUGAGCGUUAUGUCGACCUGGACGGAGGACACGAGCGAUGCAGAUACGCUUGCCUCUUCCGAUGGAGAUGGCAGAGUGAAGAGUGGUCGCUAUCGCCCUAAGCACAUGCCGUAUCAUGUGUUCCGUAAAGUCAGGAAGCGGGGGAAACGGGCGAGAGGUGGAGCGGAUGAUGAGGAUGACGGAGGGAAGGGUGGCGAAGAGGGCGCUCAAUCCCAAGAUGGUCGGGUGAGAGACGUCACAAUCUACCGCCGCAUGCCUCUACUAUCAGGCGCCCUUGCGCCAUUCUCGAUCAUGCUGGAGGUCCCGGGUAUCUGCACCAAGUGGUACGUCCGGAUCAACCCAGUUGGAGAGAAUGUAGACUACAGGGACAACCCACCCAUCCUCUACAUCGGGCUAGCCUUCUCGAUGGCUGCAGCCGUCCUCGCCAACAUCUUCCUCAUCUUCCGGUUCACCAAGCUCAUUGGGCCGCGCAAAGGUACAAUGGCGUCGGCAAUUUGCUUCAUCAUCCAUGAUCUCAUCAACACCGCUGCUCUCAUAGCCUUUGGAGUAAUCCAUGCAGUCAACGAUGGGUCCACCUACUCGCAGGCCUACUGGAUGACCGUCGCCUCAACUACGACCUCUGUCCUCUGCACUAUCACUCUCCUCGUCGACUUUCUCCGCACCAAGGACUUCAAGAAUGCCGGCUCUGGUCUGACGCCCAAGCAGACUCACCUGGUCAUCGUCGUCAUGGUCCUCCUGGUGUACAUGUCCAUCGGCUCCUUGAUCUGGUCCAUCCUCCUCUCUCUGCCCUUCAUGACCGCUCUAUACUUCACAGUCGUCCUCUUGCUAGCUGUCGGAUUUGGCGACGUACUACCGACCACCGUCAGAUCCAAGAUCUUCCUCUUCUUCUAUACCCCCAUCGGGAUCGCCCUCUUUGCCAUGACUGUCUACAGUGCGGGCCGGACGAUCAUGGAGGAAUUCGACAACAGCUACAGGAAGAAGAGGAAAGAAUUUCGCCAGAAGCUCAAGGCGAGGAGAAAGGGAAUCAAGGAGUUUAGGAAGGAAAGGAGAGAGGCAAAGAAGUUGUUGGCGCAGACGACGACUCGUGCUGCUGGGAGGGGAUCGCGAGUGCGGAGACUGUCUGGCACUCGGAUGAAUGGCAGCGCAAGUCAGCCUGCGCCGGAUGGCAGUCCACAGACCGAUAGUCCUACUUCUGGAAAAGAUGAGUCACCACCUGCGAGCCAGUCAGAGUGGAAAGGUACCAAUGGAAACGGUGUCAAUGGACAACCAUCUCCUGGUAAUGGACUACCCACCGAGGGCGAUAAGACCGUCUCAUUGGCUCCUGCUGCUUCGCUAACAGACGGACAGUCGUCGCAAGCUGAUUCAUCGAGCUCGCCUCUUACCACCCUCGACUCCAAGACCCAAGACGAUCCUACUGCAGGCAUUCAGGCUCUCGAAGCCUCCCUAGCUGCGCAGCGCGCCAACCUCGAACAAUCCUGGUCCACCUACCAGACAGACCUAGCCCGACGCGAGUCCAGCGAAUUCUACUCCAAGCUAACCGUCUCCCUCCUCCUCUUCAUCGCCUUUUGGCUCCUCGGCGCAUUAGUCUUCCACUUUACCGAAGGCUGGAGCUUCUUUACCGCCUUUUAUUUCUGCUUUGUCCUCUUUACAACAAUUGGCUUUGGAGAUUAUACGCCCAAGAGUGGUGGAGGAAGAGCCUUCUUCAUCAUUUGGAGCUUGAUGGGAGUUGCGGUACUUACUAUUUUGAUCAGUGUAUUUACGGAUAGUUGGGGAACUUUGGUCAGUAGUAGAAUUGAUGAAACAAAGAGGAGAUUUAAGAGGAGGGGGAGAAAGUGGAGAGAGGGUUUGAGGGGAAAGUGGCCCGGGAAGAGAGGAGAGAAGGAGAGACGUCGGCGGGAGAAAGAGGAAAAGGAGAAGCACGAAGAAGAUGCAGAGGCUUCCUUUGCAGUGGCACGAUUCACAUCGAGGGACCUCCCCAUAGGGCCUUCACAAGAUUCUACAGGUGGCAUCCUAAACAACCCACUCCGCUCCUCCUCCCCAACCAACAUGGACGCCGAGUCCCCAGCCCACCUACACCUGCAAUCGCAGCACACCAACCUCCUAACUCGUCAAACAGCCCUGCACGAUCUACCUCUGGAGGUAGCUCGCUCCGCCCUCGCGCUGCAAGAGGCCUCUGGGCAUCUCCUCAACUUACGGCGGCCAGAUGUUAAUGCCGCCCUUGCUGAGCAUGCAGAGCUCAAAGGACUGCUGCCGCGGUAUCUUGGAGGAGAGAGGACGGGACCGGAGUGGGCGGCGAUGCAGGAGGAACAUGGUCAGCAUAUUCCCAAUGCCCAGGCAGAUGGAGAGGGAGAGGGAGAGAAAGCAGGAGCCGCUGCAGGAGCAGCUGCUACCCCCCUCUCUCCCACUGCCCCUAGCCCCAAUCCAACUCAUGGAACACUCCUUGCUCGUCUACAAACACUUCAGACUACAAGUCCACAUCGACCCAUCCUCUCGGAACUCCUUGCCCAUCUCUCCCUUGAGAGGGCAGCGAGGACUUUUGUGACACAGGCAGAAGAGAUGCGGGCCCGGGCUGAAGAGAAGGAGGUAGAAUUGUGGGAGUUGAGGAGGAGGGUUAGAGUGCUGGAAGAGGAGAAGGAGACGCAGAUGUCGAUGGCGAGCAAGGGGGAGAAGAACGAGGUUGCGCAAUCACAGUCGGUCGAGGUUUGAGUGUUGUUGUACAGUAUGUGCACCCCACAUGUACUUGUUUUGUCUUUUCGUUACCCAGUAUAUACAUACAACACAUAAUUCUUUCCUAAUCGUUGUUCCUCUUGACCGCUCCUCCCCGGAAUCCCCUUCCACUUCUUCCUCACGUAAAUGAAGUAAAGUCCUUCGCAUCCACCGUAGUCCCAUCGUCCUCCAUCACUCCUUCCUCCUCCAACUUCUUCCUCCUCUUGACCUCCCACUGAUUCUUAUACCUCACUACAUGAUUAAGUCGAUUGCACCA